CGCGCUCCGUGAGGUCACGGUGCGUGAAGGCAGAGCCGGCGCUGGCCGGGCACCGGCGGGCUCGGCCCGAGCGUUCCGGGCUGGCCGCGGUUUCCGGGAGGGGAAAGCGGCGGCGCUUCCGGUACGGACGGUUCGGCCCCCCCCACCCCGUCCCGCUCCGGCUGGCGGAAGUGACGCCGGGGUUUGUUGACAGCGGAGGCCGCGGCGGGGGGAGCGGGCCCCAGGAGGACGCGGACCCCCCCCUGCCCGCCCCGGGGAGCGGCGCCGGGACCAGCCGCGGCUCCCGCCGCCCCCCAUCGGCCGCGCCGGGCGGGGGCCUGGCGCCAGCUGUCCUGAUGUCCCUGUAAAUUCAUCCUGGAACUUCAUUUGAGGAAAGGAUCUCCUGACUCAAAAAGCUUCCUUCUGCUCUUCCCCUUCCCAUAAUUUCUCUCAAGAUGGCAUCCGACAGCCCCGAGUCACUGAUGGCCCUGUGCACUGAUUACUGCCUUCGCAACUUGGAGGGGACUCUCUGCUACCUCCUGGACAACGAAACUCUCCGGCUCCAUCCUGACAUUUUCUUGCCGAGCGAGAUUUGUGACAAGCUUGUCAAUGAGUACGUGGAGCUGGUGAAGACAGACAGCAUCUUUGAACCCCACGAAAGCUUCUUCACCCUGUUCUCAGAUCCCCGGAGCACCAGGCUAGCUCGGAUCCACUUGCGGGAACAGAUUGUGCAGGACCAGGACCUGGAGGCCAUCAGGAAGCAGGAUCUUGUUGAGCUUUACCUGACUAACUGUGAGAAGCUGACAGCCAAGAGCCUACAAACCUUGGUGAGCUUCAGCCACACACUUAUCUCCCUUAGCCUCUUUGGCUGCUGUAAUAUCUUCUAUGAGGAGGAGAACCCUGGAGGCUGUGAAGAUGACUGUUUGGUGAACCCCACUCGCCAGGUCUUGGUGAAGGACUUUACUUUUGAAGGCUUCAGCCGCUUGCGCUUCCUGAACCUGGGCCGCUUGAUUGAGGGGGUUAAUGUGGAGACGUUGCUUCGGCCUUUGGCCUCCCUUGCAGCCCUUGAUCUCUCUGGGAUCCAGCUGAAUGAUGUGGGAUUUCUGACCCAGUGGAAGGACAGUCUGGUUUCCUUAGUGCUUUACAACAUGGACCUUUCAGAGGAGCACAUCCAAGUGAUCGCACAGCUUCGCAAGCUCAGGCACUUGGAUAUCUCCCGAGACCAUCUGUCCAGUUAUUACAAAUUCAAGCUGACCCGGCGGGUUCUAAACCUGUUUGUGGAAAACUUGGUAAACCUCACGUCGCUCGAUAUCUCAGGGCACACCAUGCUGGAGAACUGCACUAUCCCAAGCAUGGAGGAGAAGAUGGGCCAGACAAGCAUUGAGCCAGCAAAGAGCAGCAUUGCUCCCUUCCGGGGGCUGAAACGACCACUCCAGUUCUUGGGCCUUUUUGAAACAUCUCUCUGCCGCCUGACGCAUAUUCCAGCCUACAAGGUGAGUGGAGACAAGAAUGAAGAGCAAGUCCUGAAUGCAAUUGAGGCUUACACUGAACACCGGCCAGAAAUCACUUCCCGGGCCAUCAACCUGCUUUUUGACAUAGCCCGUAUCGAACGCUGCAGCCAGCUGCUGCGAGCCCUUCAGCUGGUGAUCACAGCCCUCAAGUGCCACAAGGAUGACAAGAACAUCCAGGUGACAGGCAGCGCGGCGCUGUUCUACUUGACCAACUCCGAGUACCGCAUGGAGCAGAGCGUAAAGCUGCGGCGCCAGGUCAUCCAGGUGGUGCUGAAUGGCAUGGAGUCCUACCAGGAAGUCACAGUACAGCGGAACUGCUGCCUGACCCUGUGCAACUUCAGCAUUCCUGAGGAGCUGGAGUUCCAGUACCGCCGAGUCAACGAGCUGCUGCUGAACAUCCUCAACCAGAGCCGGCAGGAUGAGUCCAUCCAACGCAUCGCUGUGCACCUCUGUAACGCUCUGGUCUGCCAGGUGGACAACGACCAUAAAGAAGCUGUGGGCAAGAUGGGGUUUGUCAUGACAAUGCUGAAGUUGAUUCAGAAGAAGUUGGCUGAUAAAACGUGUGAUCAGGUGAUGGAGUUCUCCUGGAGUGCCCUCUGGAACAUCACUGAUGAGACCCCCGAUAACUGUGAGAUGUUCCUUAACUACAGCGGCAUGAAACUGUUCUUGGAGUGCUUGAAAGAGUUCCCAGAGAAGCAGGAACUGCAUCGCAACAUGCUGGGUCUCCUGGGCAAUGUAGCAGAGGUGAAGGAGCUCCGCCCGCAGCUCAUGACCUCCCAGUUCAUCAGUGUGUUCAGUAACUUGCUGGAAAGCAAAGCAGACGGGAUUGAGGUAUCCUAUAAUGCCUGUGGUGUGCUCUCCCAUAUCAUGUUUGAUGGUCCAGAGGCUUGGGGUAUAUGUGAGCCCCAGCGAGAGGAAGUUGUAAAGAGGAUGUGGGCAGCAAUCCAGAGCUGGGAUAUCAACUCCAGGAGAAAUAUCAAUUACAGGUCAUUUGAACCAAUCCUUCGACUUCUUCCACAAGGGAUCUCCCCAGUCAGCCAGCACUGGGCUACCUGGGCACUGUAUAACCUGGUCUCUGUCUACCCUGACAAGUACUGCCCACUGCUGAUCAAAGAAGGUGGGAUCCCCCUUCUGAAGGACAUGAUUAAAAUGGCCUCAGCACGGCAAGAGACCAAGGAAAUGGCCCGGAAAGUUAUAGAGCACUGCAGUAACUUUAAGGAGGAGAACAUGGACACUUCCAGAUAGAGGCAGUCCUCUUACCGCCUCGUGCCAGCACUGUAUCCAGCUUCUCUCUAAUUCACUGUAUAUAGAGAGGACUCUUUCUUACCAACGCGCCUGUUGGAAGGAAAACUUCAUGUGUGUGUGUGAGACCCUCAGUAGAUGAAGGUGAACAGGGAAGGGGGGGGGGGGACUUUUUGCACAACAAAACGCUUUCCUUAAAUUAGUGGACUUUUUUUUUUGUUAUGAAGUUUCAGGUUGAAGUUCUGUGUGUAUGAUUUCUGUAUAAAAAGAAAACAAAAAACAAAGACAACUACACUAUGUAUCUUUUAACCUUUUUAUUUUAGACCACACAGAGAGCCUCAAAUGACCAUGAGCUUGAAGACCUACUUGUGUGAUCACUAGUGUGACAUUUUUAUUUCCCACUUUUUAGAAAAUUCCCUUUUGCUGUAUUGCAUGAGGUCCUGUAAUGUCUGCAAGAACACCAGUCCUGAAUCAGCGUUGGCUGCUCAGUGGGGCUACAGGCAGCAAUGAGUUACUUAUUUGGUCAGAGAUGUUGGGGGGCACAAUACCAGAGAGUUAGAGCAAAAGAACCAACCUUUUUAGUGCCAGUUGUAAAUGGAGGAAAUGAAGAUGAAAGAACUUUCAAGUCAAUUCACUCCCUUAAGGGUUUUUAUAGAAGACUCACAUUAAUGGAAGUAUUGCUAACUGUACGUGGGUCAUUCAGAAGUAAGACAUUCCCAUUAAAGUCAAGAGAUCUGGUUUGUCCCCUCUGGCAGUGCAGUGGGAUCUGCCAGCCCAGCUAGCCUCAAGGCCAGUAAAACCAGUUACAUGUCCUUGGCUACACAGAGCUUUUCUCUCUAAGGGAGCCUCUCCAAGAAGGAACAAGGUUUGUUCACAAAGGGCUACACAUCUUUAUUCAGAUCCUUCACCACCUUUUUACUUGUGUUCUGUUUUAUGGGGAAGGGCUAAGAAUGCCAGAGAGAGUACUUCCCCUCUGCAUAAGAUCUACUAGGCCUUAGUCCAGAGCAGCCUGAACCACUUGUGCCAGUCCUAGUAAUGUACUGGAGCUGCUCUGCUCUCCCUCAGUUAGCAUCUGUGCAAGUAAUCUCCCUUUGUAGGAAGCUUACUGCAGCACAGAGGCUGUAAUUGGAGGUGCCAAACAACCCUCCAGAGACUGGAGAGUCUCCAGGCACCCUAUGGAGAGCAAUCCCAUGAAAUAGCACCUCUUGUUCCACCCCAACAUAUCCCCCCUCUUCUGGGAAGCAGAAGGCUUUAUCCUUACCUGACUCUGUCACUUACCCACACAGUCCCACUCCCAUCAGCAGCAUUACCCCAACUGAUAUGGUGUAGGUGAGAGGAGAGUCCUGCUGAGGUGGUCUUCACCUGGGAGGCUCUGGAUCUCUAAAGGCUCAAGAAACCACAGGCUGAGGCUUGUCUUGCAGCUGGGCACUCAAUAACACACUCAACAAAGGGCAGUCCUUGCCUAGAGCCCUCUGCUUGCCACAGUUCUCUCACAAAUCUUCCCUUAGGAAGGAUUCAGGACAGACUCCAUGUCUGGUGCAGUAAGAGGAGGCCACAGCCACACGUGUUCUGACAUUUCAGGCCUCAGCACAGUAACCUUCGCUGCUCUCUUCCCUUGUAUACGUUGCUCUCAGAUUUGACUCGCUGCUAUGAGGUUCUUCUAAUGCUCAGAGUUGAUGUUGUCAUUGCUGAGCACGUUAUAGACAGAUCCUAGAUACACAAACUGACACUUUAAAUGACACAACACAGCUGCCCUGGACAGGUUUACUUUUUCUGCCAAUAUGGUGUUAUUCAAUGUCUUUUUAACCAUACGUCAUUUGUUUUGGUAUUGUGAGAUCUGUACUUUUUUCUUUUAAGUAUUUUUCAAACUUAUAUAUAUUUUUGUGUCACUUUUGAAUUGUUUUCAUAUGGUUUGCAAAACUUGACAAAUUAUACUUUUUUUUUUGCAGUUGUUUGAAUGAAAUGUAUUUUCCUCUCUCUCAUUCCUGUUCCCCAAGAAUAUGUGUCCCUAUGAGCUUUGAGACAGGGAAGCUUAUUUCAAGGUCUGUUUUCUGUGUAACAUUUGCUAAUCUUCCUUCUAGAUGCAAAACUAAGAGGGGAGUCAGGCUUUGCUCCUUUAAUUCUCCAUUUAGUGCUGCUGACCUUCUGAAGUUGUUUCAUGUGACAGUGCCACCCACUAAGCCUCCCUCCUUUCUAACGCCUGUAUAGUGAAAGCUCCUACCAUUAAAGUCUUGAAUCACUUGACAAAACCCGUGGAGAUUAAUGGAGUCAGGUCAGGCUGAUAGAAAAGCUUAGCUCUCUGAGUGUGCACUGAUCCCAGGGGGAAAGGGGAGCUCUAACUGCUGUGCAACAGCCAGCUACACAUAAGAUUUUGAGUCAGGCCACCAGCAAGGUAAAUGCCUGAGACAGCAUUUGAAAUGAAACAGCAUCCCUGGUAGAGUAACAUGACCUUUGGCUACAAGCUUCCGUGGACUUUGUGAGCUGAAAAAUAACAUUUCCCUUUCAGUAAGCAGCAAAAGAGAGAAAGGUAUCCUCAGAAUACCUGAGCAUAAUCCAGGAAUUCCUGGAAUUGGAAGUUUAGAACUAGUUUGUACCUCCAUUUUCCUUACUGAAAGCACAGGAGCUCUUGCACCCUGGGCAUAAUGCAUGUACCAUGAUCCAAAAGCACUUUUUGGAGGCAAAGAGGUGUUAAUUGCUCAGGAUAGAAGAGGGUAAUUAUCUGCAGCCAUCUCACCAAUAUUCUGCCAAGGAGGGGAGGGCAAAGUGGCUGAUUUUUUAUGAAGGUCUAAUGUAAAAGCGGAACUUGCAUACCCUGAAAUGUUUGACUCGUAGAGAAGCCUCUCAGGCCUUCCAGCUUUGCUUGACUUGGCCAAGUUACUGACUUGGGCCACUGAUCCAUGAAGGCAUCCUCCAGCCAGGAUAGAAACUACAUACAGCCAAGGUAGAGGGUUCCUUUGAUAGCACACUCUCUGCAGAGAGCUACUGAGUUGUGUUUGUGCUCUGCUUGCCAUGCUUUUGAACGUUAACGUAGUAGUGAGAACAUGAAUAAGAGGCUGAACAGGACAACAGCUACAGAUCAUGCAGAGAAAAUGGCAGACACCUGACACCCUGUGUGCAAUAGAUAAACAAGCAAGUUAGUGGGCAACCUUCCACAAGUGCUUCCAUUUUACUGGAUCUGUGGGAGGAAUUGCUUACAAGGAUUGGCAUCUACUUAUAUGAUAUUUAGCACCCAGCAGCACCAGACUUUCUUACUUAGUCCAAGCCAAGAAACUUUUAGCACUGAUUCUUGUGGCAAUUAGUAAACAUUGCAGAUCAUUCAUCUGCCCCAUCUGCAUGAGGGCUGCUAUUACCCUACACCUACUGGAUGAAAUGAUCUGUUGAGCACAGUCCUAUCCAGCUUAUCCCUUUGGUUGGGCUUCUGCUGCAGGCAGUCUGGUCUCUGUGAAAGAUGAGUGGGAAGAAAAGUCUUGGAGUUGUGAGCCUAGUCCCCUCUCAUCACUUGAAGGCAAUAAUUACCCAUAGGAGGAGAGCUAUAGGGGCUCUGCAUUCAGGCAUUGCUCCACAGAAAAGACAUGAGACUGUUUAGGGAGGAGCCUGCCACAGCUCAGGUGUUAGAGGGGACCUUGUGCUGGAAAAAGAGAAUUAAAAGUAGGGGAACAGCUGGUCUCUACAAGAGCCAUGUGUAAGAAGCACAGAGGGUAAUAGUUAUCAGGAAUAGAGGAAAACCAACAUAGGGGCUGGAUGAGAAAACAGCACUUAAAAGAAGGAAUGAGGGAGAUUUCCUGCUGAACUGAAACACUUCUCUAGCAGACUAUGUUUUGAUUUCAUCUAAUUGUCACUGAUUCUCUCUGUAAUUCUUCUCUUGUUUUUAAAAAAAAGUUUUUAAGCUAACCAAAUGUGUAUUUCCUUGUUUUGCUUCAAGAAAAUAACCUCAGUUAUAAUGAGCAAGCGUCUGCUUUUACUCUGUCCAUUGACCUGCCUGAUGUUGAGAGGCCUGGUUCAAAUGUUUGUACAUGGUGAAACCAAGCAAAAAAAUAAUAAUGCACAACUGUUGCUUCCUUACAAUUCUGAAUGAAUUAACUUUUCUGUUGUAUCCAUUGGAUACCCGCUGUGUAUUAAACCUAGUGCUUAACAA
This is a messenger RNA of Strigops habroptila (Kakapo), 6867 nucleotides long. RefSeq names its product zyg-11 related cell cycle regulator (gene ZER1). The transcript has 16 exons. Bases 435 to 2735 code for a protein of 766 amino acids. Lineage: Eukaryota; Metazoa; Chordata; Aves; Psittaciformes; Psittacidae. Gene Ontology annotation, cellular component: Cul2-RING ubiquitin ligase complex. Gene Ontology annotation, molecular function: protein binding. The record is from RefSeq and is a predicted model, not a curated record.